Poecile atricapillus (Black-capped chickadee) is the source of this 1002-nucleotide messenger RNA. RefSeq names its product coiled-coil domain containing 89 (gene CCDC89). The record is from RefSeq and is a predicted model, not a curated record. NCBI's taxonomy places the organism in Eukaryota, Metazoa, Chordata, Aves, Passeriformes, Paridae.
AUGGGAGACAAAGACGUGGAAGAUCUGACAAAAAGGUUGGAGGAGCUCUGUGAGAGCUCUAAGGAGUGGAGAGAGGAGGUAUCGCUGCUUUCACACUUAGAACAGCAUAAUCAUCUUGUCUCUGUACUGAAGAAGAAAGUGGAUGACACACAUGAAUGCUGCAGAGACCUGGAGCAGCUCAACAUGGAGCUGAAGAAACUGAGGGCAGAGGAUGCUGUGAAAGUUAAAACCCAGACCCAGGGUAUUCAGUAUUUGGAGGGGCGCUUCAUAGGUCUGGUCAAAAACCAUUGAAAGAUAAUCCAGUUCAAAAACAAACUCAAAAAACGGCACAUGCAGCUGUGGGAGGAGAACAGGCACCUGCGGCAGGACAGGGAAGUGCUCUUCGGCCAGGCUGUGAGGGAGAAGGAAGCUGAAGUACUCUGGCUGGUGGCCCAGGCCAGGAAGCUCUCACAGCAAUUAUGCUCCUUGCAGGAGAAAUAUGCUUAUGAGAGUCACAGAGCCUGGGAGCGAGAGAAGGAGCUGCUGGGUCAGAGCCAGUAAGCAGAUGCCUAUGCCUGGGAGGUGGAUUCACUGAAGAAGCAGCUGCAACUCCUACAGGAGAGGCACCAACAAGCUGCUGCAAGGGCUGAGCAGCAGAGUCAGCAGAGGGCUCAGGGCAGUGAGCUGCAAGCCAAGCUGGAAAGGGCACAUGAAGAGAAAGAGCAGCUACUGAACCUGGCCACGUAAAGGAGCAAAGCUCUGCAAGAUAAGGGGAUGCAGAAGCUGGAGAAGUUAGAGACUGUGGAAGAAGCCAUGCAGUGGGCAGGAAGGUGCCUCAAGAAAGAGGAAGCAGCAGCAGCAGACAAAGAUCUGAAGGUUCAAGAGCUCCUAGGACAGCUAGAACGCAGCAAGCAGGCGUACAAUGCACUCUUGCUGCGGUUCAAUGCUUACAGAAAGCACAGUAUGGAUUUGCUGACUAAAGAGAGAGCUGUGAAUGUCAAACUCCAUCACUUUGUUGCAUAA